AUGACGAAAAGCUCCUCGCAGCGCAAGAAAGAGCUUCGCGAACAAGUCAAGGAGGCGGCAGCACUGGUAGCUGAAAAAGAUGCGGCGCUAGCGAACCAGGAGCGGGAGCUCGAGGAGCUGCGGCAAAAGCUCGCCGGUACUGUCCCCCCGUCGCUGUCGACCUCUACCCCACCGGGAAGGGGCACCCCCUCGGAGCGUGUGGCUGUGCAGGGUCCCUCUCGGCGAGAUCGGCCCCAACAGGAGCCGAUUCCCGAGGAGGCCGCGCCAGCCACCGGCGAGGAGAAAGGUGCUACCCCCGAGGGGACAGAGAACGGGAGCGACGAGGACGACAACGACGGCGACGAAGGGGAGUGGGGCAACGAGAGCGAACGGCAUGUCAUGUACGAGUUGCUCCACGGCUUCCGGUCACAGAACGUGUCCGCGGACGAUCGGCACGCGCUCAUGACCUCCGCUGGGGGCCAGUUUGCGACAUGCUCUCACGCCACUGGACGGAGAAGUCCACUCCACCCGAGUGGCUGGUGUCCCUCUUCCGCCCUACCGCACCUCCCACCACCACGACUCCGGCUUCUGCAGAGGAAGUGGCUCAGGAUGCCCGACUUGAUUUAGCCCCGUAUGUGCAUGACAGUAGCAAAUCGAGGGAAUAAUUUUUUCUCGGGGGAGAGGUGGCGAUGUGAAGUCUCGGUAACAGAUUCUGCCCAGGCACCGUUUCAUAGUCGGUCAAGUAGCAAAGCAGGGAACAAUAGGAAGAACAAACGCACUCGUGCGCCGACUCCAGGGAUUAUAUAUAGGGGUAGUAGUACCUCUUCGGGCUCUUGGAUACCUUUUUCUUGCUACGUGUGCGUGUUCUUUAGAUCCUCAGAUGGCUCUAGCACUUUCGUGACCACGGGCUGAGAGUCUUUGCUAGAUUUUGGCAUUUAGCAACUGGCAUACGGUUUAAUGUGAAGUCAACAACAACAACAAGAAAGACGUGCCUCUGUUUCAAGUGCAUCGAGUGGUGGACCCACUUAUGCGGCGUUUCAUGCGUCAGCACUGAGAAAAUACCCACAACAUCCGAAUGCGUUAAAUUUGUCCUUCAAGAGAUUGCGAAUUCCUGCCCGAGUUUGUAAUCACGCUGUGUCUGAGCUCACUAUCGACACAGCAGCUGAUGUACCGUGUAUAUCAGCGUCUUUUUUUAAAUCGCAUCCAGUCCUGCAACGUUUACCUCUGAAACCUGUGCCUCCUGGCGUAAUCCAGUUGAAUAGUGCAGACGGCUCAGCGUUAGAAAUCCUAGGAUACAUCCGAUACAUCCGUUUUAAGCUCACACUGGGAGACAUAACACUACCGGUGGAGGCUCUCGUGUUGCCCAACCUAGGUCCGGAUAAGAUGUUGCUCGAUAAUAGCAUUAUGAAUGCCUUUGGUGCCGUCCUUGAUUGGUGCGGUGAGCAAUUUUCAUUUAAAUAUUCAACACGAAAAUUUCCGGCAACUCACAGACGUACGAAUAGCCAAGUGGACACCAAUAAUGAUGCCCCAGCGCAAAUUUCCAUAGUGACGCUUGGCCCAUCGAUAGAAGCGGUGCCCGUAUAUCUCUCUAAGAGAUUAUGCAUCCCCCCCGAAAGUGAAAUGGCAGUAGACGUCGUGACAGAACAAGCACCACAGGCAAACACGCCUGCGUUGGUCGAGCCAUGGAUUGUCACUGCCCAAGACAUCGAAACGUCGACAAUAUACCCAAAGCGUUCCGUACAAUCGUAGUCGCUAGAACGGUAUGCAAUUGGUCAGCAAAGGACAAGUCCGCUGCAGUACAAGUUGCUAAUCCAUCCAAACGACACGUUCACAUUGCACGCGACACUAUUUUCGGGUACAUUUCGCCAAUAAAGUCGGUUGCCGAUAAAACAGUUAGCGCUGUCAAUAGCGACUAAACCACAUUCCGACACAAGCGAGACGGGUUGAAACGAGCCAUGAAAAUAGCGUUCACGAACACUAUAUUUACUCCUCAACAAUGCUCGCAAGUCUUGGAUUUAUGCGCGAAAUACCGUAAUGUGUU
This is a messenger RNA of Ectocarpus sp. CCAP 1310/34, 2020 nucleotides long. Lineage: Eukaryota; Phaeophyceae; Ectocarpales; Ectocarpaceae. The record is from the annotation of a GenBank genome assembly.